AGAUAACUUGUCCAGGGGUGGUGUUACCAUCCCAAGAAGACAUUUAUGUGAGUGUUCGGAUAAUGGGCCAGUAUCAGAAGUCCAAGUGUGUUCCUCCAGUUUUCCCUCUGCUGCUGCAUGAAAAAAUGGUGUUUGUGAAGACCUUUGUGGGAGCAGUUGACCUGGGUGCUGUAGCUGAGCAUCUGGAAAAUGAUACAACAUCUUUAGAGCUCAUUCAGCUCAUUCCUCCAGAGGGUGAGAUCCUGGCCACAUUUGAAGAAGACACCCGGGAGUUUCUGUAUCCAGGCCCUCGUUUGACUCCCAGAAGCCCCGGCCCAGAGAGAGAGAUUCUGAUGAAGAGAUCCAUCUCCUUGCCCGUGCGUGUGUCUUCCUCUCAGC
Sinocyclocheilus grahami is the source of this 378-nucleotide messenger RNA. Its product is annotated as spermatogenesis-associated protein 6-like. Gene Ontology annotation, molecular function: myosin light chain binding. Gene Ontology annotation, biological process: spermatogenesis. The record is from RefSeq and is a predicted model, not a curated record. The transcript has 4 exons. The annotation marks the transcript as partial. Gene Ontology annotation, cellular component: sperm head-tail coupling apparatus. NCBI's taxonomy places the organism in Eukaryota, Metazoa, Chordata, Actinopteri, Cypriniformes, Cyprinidae.